GCCGGCCGAGGGGGCGGGGCUAUGCCGUUUCCUCUUUCCCUCCCUUCACUUCAGCUGUUCCCCGCGCGAUCACCUCGUUCACCAUGAGCGGGUCCCCUGUUAUCCCCGUGGAGAUCAGCGGCUUCCUCGCAGAUGUUGAUACAUUUAUAUCAGAUAUCCUAAAAGGAGAAAAUUUAUCCAGAAAAGCAAAGGAAAAGAAGGAUGCUCUGAUUAAGAAGAUAAAAGACAUCAAGUCAAACUACCCUCAAGAAUUUCCCGAAAGAGGUGAACCAGAAGAUGAAGAAGAGGUUGAAGGAUCUGGCCCUGCGCCUCCAGACAGUGUCUCUCUAGCAUCUGACCAAUGUGAUAAUGACGGUCCCAGUGAUGGGAACCAGUUGCUUCCUGUUGCAGCCCAAGACCUUCAGUGUGUUGUAAAGUCUGGAUAUCUGGAAAAACGCAGAAAAGACCACAGCUUUCUUGGCUUUGAGUGGCAGAAGCGUUGGUGUGCUUUGAGUCGAACAGUCUUCUACUAUUAUGGAAGUGAUAAAGACAAACAACAGAAAGGUGAAUUUGCUAUGGAUGGCUACACCGUCAGAAUGAAUAAUACCCUUCGGAAGGAUGGAAAGAAAGAUUGCUGUUUUGAAAUCGCUGCUCCUGAUAAACGCAUUUAUCAGGUUUCUGAACAGUUUACAGCUGCCACUCCCAAGGAAGCUGAGGAAUGGGUACAGAGCCUCAGAUUUGUACUACAAGACAUUGAAUGUGCAGCUAUUCCUGAAGAGGAGGAAGACUACGAUGACAUUGGGGAAGCUGUCAUGCCUCCUCAGUAUACAAGAGCAGAACCAAUAGAUGAUGAAAUUUAUGAAGAACUUCCAGAAGAAGAAGCAGGAGCAGCCACUGUCCCGAACUUGCCAACAAAAGGUGAAGAACCAAAGAAACAGAGCCAGGAAACAGUUAGCAAUAGUUCAGGCAAUAAAGAAACCGAUUAUGUUAAUUUCUAUCAAGGUUUGUGGGACUGUACAGGAGAUGUUCCUGAUGAGCUGACAUUCAGACGUGGGGAUGUUAUCUACAUUCUCAGCAAGGAGUACAAUAGAUUUGGCUGGUGGGUAGGAGAAAUGAAAGGAACCAUUGGCUUGGUGCCUAAAGCCUACAUAAUGGAGAUGUAUGAUAUUUGAGAAGCCUGGGUAGAUUCUACGAAUUAGAUGAUGGCUGGCAAAAAGCUGCAGAUGCCAAAGCAAAACACAAACUCAUGGGUGCCUAAUAAAUGCCUUUUUAUUUAGUAAGCAUCUGUGCCCUGAUGUAUACAUACAUUUUGAUUAUGAUGCUAUCUUUUGAUAUUUGAUUAUUACUUUGUAUUUUGACAUUUGAUUAUAUUAUUGUCACUUGGACAAUAGGGUUAUAGAAGAUCGAGCAUUAAUUGCUCCUUUGCUAAAUGGUCAGAAAAUAUAUCUUUAGCAAGUCCAGUUCAAUAAAUGGUCAAGAAAUCUGCAAGAUCUUCCAGACCAUCACACAUUUUCAUUUUAAUGUUACACAAGAUCUUUCCAAGGCAUUAAGUUUUUCUUUAGUGGUUGAUCUUUCCUAUGGAUGUUCCUCUGGCUUGCUUUUUGUAAUGUUACAGUUUAUUUUCCUGUAAGCCUUUUAUGCUUAAAUAGAUUCAAAUUAUUAAAAAUGUAAAAGUCUGUGACACUGUGGUAGAAGACCAUGUUUUCGGUGACAUAUACAGUGGGGUCUUGACUUAAGAACGGCUUGAGUUAAGAACAUUUUGACUUAAGAACCGCUCUCAUAGG
Messenger RNA from Pogona vitticeps (central bearded dragon), 1763 nucleotides. Lineage: Eukaryota; Metazoa; Chordata; Lepidosauria; Squamata; Agamidae. The record is from RefSeq and is a predicted model, not a curated record.